Molecule: messenger RNA, 2746 nt
Organism: Populus trichocarpa (black cottonwood)
Lineage: Eukaryota; Viridiplantae; Streptophyta; Magnoliopsida; Malpighiales; Salicaceae
Product: protein IMPAIRED IN BABA-INDUCED STERILITY 1
Exons: 9
Coding region: 175-2238 (687 amino acids)
Biological process (GO): protein phosphorylation; positive regulation of transcription elongation by RNA polymerase II
Cellular component (GO): nucleus; cyclin-dependent protein kinase holoenzyme complex
Molecular function (GO): RNA polymerase II CTD heptapeptide repeat kinase activity; ATP binding; cyclin-dependent protein serine/threonine kinase activity
Source: RefSeq, a predicted model, not a curated record
UUCUGGUUGGUAUAAAAUAUAAAUAGCAAACCAACCCCUUUGUUUUCUUUUGAAGAAAUCUGGGCAUCCGAACCUUCAUUUUCGUUUUUGAAGCUCCGCCUUCUUGGCUCUUGUUUUUUAUCCAAUUCACUGACCCGACUCCCUUACAACCCGAACCCGACUUCCAACUCAAAAAUGGGCUGCGUGAGCGCGAAGCAGGCGGUGUCCGUCACACCAGCGUUGGACCAUUCCGGAGCGUUCAACACGGGUCGGAUUCGGGUCGGCGUGGACCAGCACCCAAGUUUCAAGAAGAAUGGGGAUCGCCGUCACCAUCAUGAGAUGGUGGUGAGUUGCGGAGGGAGCGAGUUGGGUGAGUCAGGAAGAGCUCCAAGUUCAAAUGGCGAGUCGUUGAGCUUUAGAUUGAGGAAUUUGCACAAGUACAUUGAAGGUGAGCAGGUGGCAGCAGGUUGGCCGGCCUGGCUAAGUGCCGUCGCUGGCGAAGCCAUUCACGGUUGGGUCCCUCUGAAUGCUGAUGGUUUUGAGAAAUUGGACAAGAUAGGACAGGGUACAUAUAGCAGUGUGUUCCGGGCACGUGAGACUGAAACUGGGAGGAUCGUUGCUCUGAAGAAGGUUCGGUUCGACAAUUUUGAGCCUGAGAGUGUCCGAUUUAUGGCCAGAGAGAUAUUGAUUCUUCGUAGACUCGACCACCCCAAUAUCAUGAAAUUGGACGGAUUAAUCACUUCGCGAUUGUCAUGUAGCUUAUACCUUGUCUUUGAGUACAUGGAGCAUGAUAUCACUGGACUCCUGUCAUGCCCUGAUGUCAGGUUCAGUGAGUCACAGAUUAAGUGCUACAUGAGGCAAUUAUUAUCAGGACUUGAUCACUGUCACUCAAAGGGUGUAAUGCAUCGGGACAUCAAAGGGUCAAAUCUUCUCGUAAACAAUGAAGGAAUACUCAAGGUAGGAGAUUUUGGAUUGGCAAACUUCUGUACUUCCGGGCACAGACAACCUUUAACCAGUCGUGUAGUGACUCUGUGGUACCGUCCUCCUGAACUUUUGUUGGGUUCUACCGAUUAUGGAGCAUCUGUGGAUCUCUGGAGUGUAGGCUGUGUAUUUGCAGAACUUCUUCUUGGAAAACCUAUCCUUCAAGGGAGAACAGAGGUUGAACAGUUACACAAAAUUUUCAAGCUCUGUGGAUCCCCGCCUGAUGAAUACUGGAAAAAGUCUAAACUUCCUCAUGCAACUUUAUUCAAACCACAACAACCUUAUGACAGUUGUCUUCGUGAGACCUUUAAAGAUUUGCCAACAACUGCUGUGAACCUGAUUGAAACUCUUCUCUCUGUAGAGCCUUACAACCGUGGGACUGCUUUUUCUGCUCUUGCAUCUGAGUAUUUCAGCACAAAACCUUAUGCGUGUGAUCCAUCAAGCUUGCCAAAAUACCCACCUAGCAAAGAGAUUGAUGCAAAAAAACACGAGGAGGCAGGGAGGAAAAAGAUCAGUGGGAGAGGUCGUGGCACUGAAACAAGAAAGUGUACAAGAAAACCAUACGGAAUCAGUAAAUUGGCACCAGCAGAGGAUCUAGCAGCUAGAAUACAAUGCGGUCAAAUCAAUACCAGUAAUAUGCGCAUUCCAAAGGUAAGAGAUGGCAAGUCCGGUGGAGAGGCACGGAAGCCAUCACUUGAUAAAUUGGAAGAGAUUUUCCACAUAAAGAAUGCAUCCCAAGGAGACAUUCCCUUUUCUGGCCCAUUACAAGUUUCUAGUUCAAGUGGUUUUGCUUGGGCAAAAAGACGAAAUGGCGAUGCAUCCAUAAGAUCCCACAGUAGGUCUAUUUCAAGAGGUCAUUCUAAUAAUGGAUUAGAACCCUCCUCUGAAGAGAAAAAUAAUUCUGACUCAAAACAGCAUAAUAAUGGGGAUCUCAUAUAUGGAGUUCGUACCAAUUCUAGAGGUCAUAAUUCAUAUGAGAUUUCUAAGUUCGCAUUGCAGAAACAAUGGAGUCAGUUUGAACGUCCAGAUUCUUUUGAUGCUUCUGAGGAGUACCAUUCUCAAGAGCUAUCAUUGGCACUUUAUCAAAGAGAAGGAAUGGAAUCCAAGAGAAGUAAUUUGGUUUUUCAAGAUCAAAUGGACAAGGUUGACUUUUCUGGACCCCUGUUAUCUCAAUCACACAGAGUGGAUGAACUCUUAGAAAGACACGAGCGCCACAUUCGCCAGGCAGUCCGAAAAUCAUGGUUUCAUAGAGUUAUAGGUAAGAAGCAUGGAAAGUGAUCAUUAUUAUGAAUGCCCGGCGAAGCCGAAGUCCUUUUUAUAUGAUGGAUGGGUUUCUCUCCAAGCAAAACUUGAGAAACCUUGUACAAGAGGCCACUUAUCAGGAAUCCCACCCUCAAGGAGACAAGUUUAAACUGAACCGUUGUACCCAACAAUGACCACCAUUGAACCAUCAGCUGAAUGGAAAGUCCCGCAUAAGAAUGGCGAGGAAUGGAAAUCUGGAAGCUAAAUGUUGAUUGCUUUCCUGUAUAUCCAAAAAAGAGGAGGAAAUGGGGAUUAAAGAGAGGUACAUAAUGGUGGUUUGCUCUCUUCUUUUUCCCCUAUUCCUUUUGUAUGUUAAAUUAUCACCUUUCUUUAUUUUAUUUCAUCUUUAGUCUGUUUUGUCAGCCCUUUUCUUUUUCCUUUCCUUUUAUUAUGAUUUGACCUAUCCUGCCAAUGUUAAAAGUGUAAUGAUUAGUGAUCCCGAGAUUAAUUUAUGUAAAUGCGCAGAGUUUUCAGGUUUGCAGCA